UCUUGCUGUAUGCAAAUUUGGUUGGUCUCCUCUGAUUGGCUGGGCUGGGUUUAUGACCUUGAGAGUUUGCAAUGACAAUAAUUGUUUUUCUGCUUGACAACAGCGCAGCAAUGAAUCAGCGCACAUUUCAAGGUACUACGCUACUGGAUGUUGCUAAGUCUGCUACGGAGAUUUUCUUCAAAGUUUGUUGUUUGUUUCUAGCUUUGACUAUUCAUAGGUAAGAAUGAGUAAGUCAAGAGUAGAUCGUUACUUCGUCCUCACUUUGAAUGCUGAGCCAAAUUAUAUCAAGCUUACUGGGUGGAAACAAAAUGUUGAUCUUCAGUUACUUCAUUCCGCUUUAAAUAACAUUAAACCAGAUGGACAAAUUGAUUUAUCAACGGGAAUACAACGAACAUUUCGCAUGCUUAAUAUCAAUAGACUACAACUGGGAUUGGAAAAUUAUGGAAUGGGAAUUUAUCCAUCAUGUAUCGAACCUGCUGUCGUAAUAUGCAUUACGGGUAGUGUCAACGCAUGCUAUCUGAAUGAACAUGUUAAAGAUGCUUCUAUGGCUUCUGUAGAAUCAGCUGUUUUGGGAACUGUUUUGACUAAGGAUCCUUACCGUUGGGAUUACCGUCUCUACUCAUUAGUACUGCGUUACCCGGCGUUUGUUAGUAACCUUUCUGCUGGUAAUUUUCCAAAACCGGAAAUAGACUCACCACUUAAAAGGUUUACCGAAGAAACUGGUGGUGAGAACUUUGAUGUCUAUGAUGGUCGAGAACUUCAUCAGUGUAUUGAGUCACUUGUUGCGAAAUGUCAACCAGCUGUAGUUUUAAAAGUACUAAAGUCCGGUGAAAAUGUGGGUGGUGAUUCUUAUGAAAAACAUAUAAGGCAGCUUAUGAUAGUCAAAUUAAUGGGAAGAGUAUCUUCUUGGCCAAUCCCAGAACCUUUUUGGGCCGAAGAAGAAACGAUUACAUCUCAGUUGCCCUCUAGGAGUGCUCAUCCUGAAAUCCUUGUGUCAAAAGUUGCUGUGUCCGAACCUGAGUUACCGGAGUUCUUCCCCGUAGAUCGAUAUGAACUAGUACCAUCGUGCUUUACAAAGGAGUUGUUAAACUCAUCAGAACAAAAUUUGGUUUGGCGUUGCUUUAGUUGUGGUAUCAAGAAGAACCAAAGUGCUCCGUUCGGUUACCUGAAGGCAUCUAACGAUUUACAGUCAGUACAUCUACAUGUUCUUCCCUACAACUAUCCAGUUUUCUUGCAGCUUCUUGCUAACAUCUGUGAUCAUAAACGCAUGACGGAAACAUGGGGACAUCAGUUCGUAAAUUACCUAGGGAGCAUACCAAAAUACUAUUUUAUGCCUUUAUCUAAAUCUUUUGAAAGAAUAGGGUUCGCCGGUAUGAUCAAACCGGAAGCUAUUGAUCGUGCACUUCCAUAUCAGUUAAAACAUUCUUUGCAGAAGCUUCGUCAUUCAGCUAAAAUGGAAUAUGAUAAUUUCGUGCGUUUGACUCAAGGCGACUGUGCAGUGAAUUUAUCAGUGACUUUGCCGCCAGCUCUGCUUCCAUUACCAUUAUGGCCACUACGAGAAUUUAAAUCUGUGUACAACAAACCUCAACGGUCACGAUUAAACUCCUGUCUCCGACCAUGCAACAUAUCUCGAUGCAAGCUUCGCAUAGUUUUGGGGAGAAUGAGACACGAUCUUGAUAAUCUACUAAGUGGAAAGGUAAACAACCGAUCUGACAAUCUGUCCCAUCAACAACCGGUUGCCUUGAUGGGUGACUACGUAAACUAUAGGAAUACUCGAGAUAUUGAGGCACCUUUGCGAGAAAUAAAUCCAAGUCCUGAACGUUCAGACACAUUUGGGAACCCAUUUCGCCGAAAAUCUACUUCUUUCAUUGCAGAUGAAGGUUUCGUUGAUGAAAUGGAUUCUCUGCAUUUAAAUUCUUGUAGUCCGAAUACAGCAUUGCUCAAUCACGCACGGAGGAAGUCUGCACAAGUAACAAAAAGUCCCCAAAUGAGGACCAAAGGUCCCCUACCCUCUUACAUUAAUCACAUAAACUGGAGGUGUUUCUCACCAAAGUCAUCACCGUCAUCAUCUCCAAGGUCCACUGAAGGGGUUUCUUCUGAUGAGAAAUACAAUGGGAUCUCAUCUCCUGUAUAUACUGAGAAUUCUUUCUCAUCAACUGAACAUAUUUUUCCGAAGUCCACUAAUCAGCCUGUCUUUGAGCUCUCAGAUAUGAAGACGGCUACUUCAUCACCAUUGGAAGCUUUCAAAUUCAACAAACAGAUCGUGCAGGAAUUAAUUCGUCUCGUCAGGCAACCCUAUUCCAGUGAGUUUCUUUUAAUUUGGAUUUAUUCUAUUUCUGUUUCGACAUCUAAUGUGGUUAUUUUUCACUUAGUAGAUACAGUUGUAUUAUUCGACCGAAUGAAUGAACUUACUGGUUCAACAGGACAGAGGGAUGCUGUUGUUUCGAUUUUGAUGUCAGAAGCAUUGCGAUUCAGGAGAUCAUGUUUAUACUUGUUGUUAAACGAUUGGCGGACAUGGAUGCUUCGAAGUAGCAAUUCAAAAGAUCGUGUUCUUUUGCAGGGGCCAAAACAAGUGUCUACUAAAAUGAACCAUAUUGAGUUGAAUGGAUGGUCUUGAUUACCUCCACACUUACUACAAUCCCGUUUGAUCAUUUUUGUACAAACUUGUCCAUAUCAUUCUUCCAGAUGUAAAUAACCGAAGAUGUAACAUAAUUUUCUCCUUGUAAAUGGUUGAUAGUCGUCGUGAUUGUGAAAGACUGAUGUAUAAAGCCAUUACUUAAAGAGGUUUAAAUCAUAUCAAUUUGUACAUUGGUUAGUUUCUACGCUUAAAAUAUAAUCAGACAAGUACCAAAUUCUAUAUUUCUAAUUGUCAUUGGUUAUAUAUGUCGCUUAUGGUGUCUUCGACAUUAGUUUUAGGUUCAACUGAACUGUA
Messenger RNA from Heterobilharzia americana, 2932 nucleotides. Lineage: Eukaryota; Metazoa; Platyhelminthes; Trematoda; Strigeidida; Schistosomatidae. The record is from the annotation of a GenBank genome assembly.